Molecule: messenger RNA, 3654 nt
Organism: Triplophysa rosa
Lineage: Eukaryota; Metazoa; Chordata; Actinopteri; Cypriniformes; Nemacheilidae
Exons: 3
Coding region: 701-3622 (973 amino acids)
Source: RefSeq, a predicted model, not a curated record
GUGCUUUUCUGUGUGUGAGAAGGGAAAACUGGCCAAAAAGAUUCUUUGGCAACAUCACACACACACAGGUUUCCUGUCAUGGAUCAAGGGCUGAAGAGGCUGCCUUUACUAGCUGUUCUCCUAAUAUUUUGGAGAUGUGCUUUUGGGUUUCCAGGUGGGGUUUACUCAAACCCAUCUCCAGUGGGGUCAGGCUACAGACAGUGCUUUUGCACCCCGUUCAGUCCAGUCAUCUCAGUCGGAAUCUCCAGUGACUGGGAGCUUUUCUGUUGAUGAAGUGGGCUCUAGUUUGAUCACUGACAGAAGUCAGACUAACAGGUCCAGGUUUUCUAAUCUACGCCAGUAUGUCAAGGGUGGUUUUUCCAGCAGCCAAAAGACAUCUCGUACCCAAACUGGCUUGGUUUCUUCAGCUUUGGCAGUGCCCCAAGAUGAACGCCAGACAAGCAGUUUGACAUCUCUUCAACCCCAGGUUUCCCCCAGUUCAAGUGUUCAGAAUAUUGCAAGCCAGUUAGGCAGUGGACAGAGUUUGCAAAACCAGUCUCCUUCCUCAUCUCAUGGCGGUUCUGGUCUACAGUCGGCAGGUGGUUUCAGCCAAAUUGGUUCUGUCCAGCGUGAAGGCAUUACCAGUGGUCUUCUGUCAUCUCCAGGUGUCCCUAGUCAGCAUACCCCAGAGUCUCAUGUAAAGCUCGGUUCUUCACCCCUAAUGGUUUCCAGCCAGGCCACCACUGAUCAAACUGAUUCCCCCAGCCUUCACACGUCUAGCACUCUGGAGAGUUCUGGCCCUUUAUUGGGAGUUUCGGGUUCUGCCUCUAGCACUUAUGGUGACGUGUUGCUACAAUCUCAAAGCGCUUCUAGUCAGUAUGCCCCUGGAGCCUCUACAGAGCAUGUGUCCUCACCCUCCGUGAUCUCUUAUCAGCCUGCUGGUGACAAGGGAUCCCUCAGCAUCAAUCCUUCAGGCUCUGAGAGUAGCUUUCCCCUUCAGUCGUCAGGAGCUGCUGUACAUGUGUACUCUUCAGAAAGCUUGUCUUCUAGUCCAUCUAUUGCGACUCAAGGCUCCACUUUUACAUCACAAGGCAGCCCUAUAACAGAACAAGUGAUAAACUCUGGGCCAGUAAUCGUAACCACACAGGAAGUGAGCAGCGGUUCUAUUGGCUACCCAUCUCAAAACAUAUCUAGCCAGUAUUCACCUGGUUCCCUGACACCUAGCAAGCUUGGUUCCUUGUCUCUGGGGGUUUCUAGCCAGUCCACAAGUGAUCAAAGCCUGUAUAUGUCCAGUGCUCCAAGCAGGUCUGUUAUGACACUAGCAAGUUCUAGUCAUUAUGUCCCAGUGCAGACAGGAAGCAGCUCUAGGGACCUCUCUUCUCCCAAGCCUCAAGGCACCUCUGCUGUGUAUGCCCCUUCAUCUCCCUCCAAGUAUCUAAAUGUUGCAGCUUCAUCACCCCAAAGUGUUUCUAUCCAAUCUGGAAGCAAUCAGCAUUUCCGUUGGUUGGUAGCACAGGUUGGCACUCAAGCAGGAGCAUCCAGUCAGUUUAUGUCUUCCCAGGGAGGCAGCAGCUCUUACAGUGGUGCACUUUCCCUGCCUCAAUCUAGCCCAAGUAAAUAUUCAUCUGGUGCUCUAAAACCAACCUCACCCCAAACUGUUUCCAGACCAUUAACAAGUGUAGCAAGCUCAAGUGGCAGUUCUGGUGCUCCUUUUGGUGCCUCUAAUCAAUCAGCCUCGCAGGGAAUGAGUAGCAGUUUCAGUGGCUCCAUGCAGUCUCUGGGUACAUCUAGCCAGUAUGGCCCAAGUUCACCUACAUUUUCCAAGUUUAGUUCCUCACGCCUACUUUCUAGUCAGUCCACAAGUGAUCCAGGUAUGUAUAGUCAAGUUCCAUCCACCUCACAGAUUGGCUCUUGGCCUCAAUCAGGAGUUUCUAGUCAGUUUGUGCCUUCCCAGGAUGGAAGUAGCUCUUACAGUGGCUCUUUACCCCAGUCUCAAGGAUCUUUGGGUCAAUAUGCCCCUGCAUUCCCCUCUGAAUACGUAAACGCUCCCCUGGCAUCACAAGGUUUGGCCUCACAGGGAAUGAGUAGCAGUUUCUGUGGAUCUGCUCAGGGUACAUUUAGUCGGCCUGCUUCCAGUUCACCUACAUUUUCCAAGUUUAGUUCCUCACGCCAAGUAUACAGUCAGUCCACAAGUGAUCCGGGUUUGUAUGGUCAACUGUCCGCAACCUCACAGUUUGGCUCUCUGCCUCAAAAGGGAACUUCACCACAACUUUUACAAGCAGCAAGUGUCUUUAACAGUGGCUCAUUACCCCAGUCUCAAGGAUCUUUGGGUCAAUAUGCCCCUGCAUUCUCCUCCGAAUACCUGAACACUCCCCUGGCAUCACAAGGUUUUGCCACCCAGUCCGCUACUAAGAGUUCACGUAGAGGGCUUACUACUUUGCUAGAUGGAAGUCAGUCAGGAACUUCUCUUACCUUACAAGGAAGUGGCUCUUCAUUCAUGCCUCAAGGUAGCAUGAGUCCGAUUGUCUCUGGGUCUCCUUCCCAAUAUUCAAGCGCGUCCUUGUCCUCAACCCAGAGCGUUGCCGGCCAGUUUAGCCCAGCAUCUCAAAGGGUGUACUCUGUGUCCCAGAGGCCACAUAGACUGGAACCAUCAGCCUCUAGUUGGACCCAAGGCAUUCAGUCCUCAGGUGCAGCUUUGUCACAGGGCAACUACCAGUCUCAAAGCUCUCAGGUGCACAGCAGGUUCUCGUCCCCAUUGUCAGAAGGAGACUCUGCUUACCAAAGUAAUCUUCCGGCACUUUCCGGAGGAUCUGGACAAUUUGUUUCCUCACAGAGGGGCAGUGGCAGCUACAGUGGCAUCUCUCUCCAGUCUCCAAGCACCUCAACUCUGUAUCCCCUUGGUUCCCCUGGAUAUGCCAAGCUUGGUUUUAGCCAGUCUGCCACAGGUCAGAGACCAAGCCUGUAUGGCUCAACUCCCCAGACAGGGUCUGGAGCUCAACUUUCAUCCAGUCGUUAUGCAUCUCUGCAGGGAGGUAGCAGUGCUGUUGUGGGCUCAAGCCAAUAUUCCUUAGUGUCUUUACCCUUGGAUGCAAAAGCUGCUUUGUAUGUAAGCCGACCUUCUGCUGCUAGUUUGACCCAAGGCAUCCAGACUUCUGAUACAGCUUCAUCCCAGAGCACCUCAAGUGCCCAGAUGUCUAGUGGGUUCUCUUCAUCUCUGUCUGCCUUGAGCCAGAAUGUUGCACCUGUUGCCCAGAGUGGUCUGACGUCUGCUGUUCGGAGAAGCCAGAGUCUUCUAGGUGGGGUCCAGAGACAGUCAAGGCUAUCUUCAUCUUUUCGAGCUCCCUCUGGCUCAACAAUCAAUGGCCAAAUGUCUGAACGCUUCACUUCACACCAUGCUGCAGAUUCCAGUUUGCCUCCCUCUUCAGGCUUGAGUGCCCCACUGUCUUCAAGGGAUAUGUUCUCUGGUUCAUCUCUGCCACAAACUGCUCAGACUCUCAGUGAAUAUGGGUCCCAGUCACAUAACCAAGAGAGCACCGCUUCAGUGGCUAAUUAUGCUUUCCAGAUGUUUUCUGGUAACUAUGGCCAGGAUGCUUCAGUCAAAAAAUCUACAGCUCCUCUGGAUGAUAUUACAGUCAAGGGCUAAAGGACAUUGCAACAAAUGUAACAUGUUUUCAA